CGGUUUAUGGCAUCAUCCCGCAUCGGCAGGGGCAGCACUCGCCCCUCGGCGCCUGCGCUCGCCGCGCUCGCCGGAGCCUCCGCCGGCCUGAGCGCGGCCCAAAGUGGGGGUGCUGUCACCAGAGCCCCCCCAAACCUGAGCGAGCCCCCCCACCCGAAGAGGCGCAGAACAAUGGGCUGAACGCAUCCGGCAUCUUCCAGCGCCGGGAGCCGCCGGCACAGGCCGGGCCGGGGGUGCGGGAAACAAAGACCUCCCCCAAAAAAAAACACCCUCGGCGUGGUGCUGGGGGGGUCGGCGAGCCCCCCACGGCCCGGUGAGGGACCCCCCGGUUUGUCCCGAGGAGCUGCAGAGCCGCCGGCCCCGGUUUGAGGAGCGACAGCGCCGGUAGCAGCAGGUGCCCCCAUGGCGUCGUUCCGCAUCCGGCAGUACCAGGAGCAGGACUACGAGGCCGUGCGGGCCAUGUUCGCCCGCGGCAUCCUGGAGCACGCUCCGGCGGGGUUCCGCUGGGUGCUGCGGGCGGCGCGGGUGCGGCUGGCGCUGCUGGCCGUGUUCGUGGCGGCGCGGGCGGCCGCCGGCUCCUGGGUGCUGGGGCUGGGCGCGGUGGCGCUGGCGCUGGUGCUGCUCUGGGUGCUGGUGCGCUCGCUCAGCGCCGAGUACGUGCGCGACGCGCUGGGCACCGACCUGUGCGACGUGGCCGGCUCCUACCUGCGGGCGCCCGACCGCUGCUUCUGGGUGGCCGAGGAGGGCGGCGCCGUGGCGGGCAUGGUGGCGGCGGUGCCGGCGGGCCGCGGCGAGCUGGAGCUGAAGAGGAUGUCGGUGGGCCGGGAGCACCGCGGCCGCGGGCUGGCGCGGGCGCUGUGCCGGGAGGUGCUGGCGUUCGCCCGCGCCCGCGGUUUCGGCGCCGUGGUGCUCAGCACCUCCAUGGUGCAGGUGGCGGCGCAGCGGCUCUACGAGGGGCAGGGGUUCAGGAAGGUGGGCAGCUCGUACCCCUCGCUGCUGGGCACUUUGCUGAACUUCCAGAUCUUCCAUUACCGCUGCGAUUUGGGGGAUGGCACCAAGUAGGGUCCGAGUGGCGCUGUGGGGGCUGGGGUGGAUGGCACUGCCAAACCUGGCACGUGAGGCGCUGCCGUGGCGCCCCAGCUCCAGCACAGCACCGUGACCCCGGGGCAUGAGGCGCUGCCGUGGCACGCGUGGCGCUGCCAUGGCACCCGAACCCUGGCACACCCAACCCUGGCACCCCAAGCCUGCCCCAGGACACGAGGCACCACCCCAGCACUCCCCUGGCACAGCAGCACCGACAGCACCGCCCUGAUCCCAGGACAUGAAGCACCACCACGGCCCCACAGGCUGGCAUGUGUGGCACUGCCAUGGCACCGCCAGCCCAGGACGUGUGGCACUGCCUUGGCACCGCAGCACUCCAACCCUGGCACCGCCAUGGCACCCCUCCCUGGAUUUCCAGCAGCAGGAAAUAAAGAGAGACCUGUGGGA
This is a messenger RNA of Oenanthe melanoleuca, 1488 nucleotides long. It is a transcript of the gene NAT8, whose product is annotated as N-acetyltransferase 8 (putative). The record is from RefSeq and is a predicted model, not a curated record. The coding region runs from base 403 to 1062 and encodes 219 amino acids. NCBI's taxonomy places the organism in Eukaryota, Metazoa, Chordata, Aves, Passeriformes, Muscicapidae. The transcript has 2 exons. Gene Ontology annotation, molecular function: N-acetyltransferase activity.